Messenger RNA from Apus apus (common swift), 5527 nucleotides. It is a transcript of the gene GPR146, whose product is annotated as G protein-coupled receptor 146. Gene Ontology annotation, molecular function: G protein-coupled receptor activity. The coding region runs from base 745 to 1749 and encodes 334 amino acids. Gene Ontology annotation, biological process: G protein-coupled receptor signaling pathway. Gene Ontology annotation, cellular component: membrane. The record is from RefSeq and is a predicted model, not a curated record. The transcript has 4 exons. NCBI's taxonomy places the organism in Eukaryota, Metazoa, Chordata, Aves, Apodiformes, Apodidae.
GCCAGCUAGCCUCCAGUGAUUGAAAUCAAUAAAAACAGUCGGCAAGGGGCCCAGUGGGGGAAGAGAGAAAUCUCCACUACAGCAUUCAGUUUGCUUUCCCACUUUCUCCCUCCCCCUCUAAAGUUAAACUCUGAAGAUCACCAUGACAAGCUACUUCAGUUCCAGUGCAGGGAAGAGGCUGGUGGGGAUUUAAAGGAAGCGAGCGUUUGCCUUCGCCUCCCUGCCUUCCUUCUCCCCCCAGCGUGGAGGAAAUGAAAGGCUUGUUUGGAAUUUGAAUCCUGCCUGGAAAAAACUUCAUCGGACAAGUGCAUCGUUCCGCGUUCCAGGAAAGGGAUGGAUUUUACGGUCAGAGAAUGCUAAAAGGUGAGAGGGGAAAGAAAAGCAGGAAUCUGAUUCAGCCAGAGCCCACGUACAGGCUAGGAUGUCCACCCCAGCGGAGGGGACCUCUGAAGCUGUGGGAAGGACUGCAAGCAAGAGCCUGAGAUCAGCACCAUCCGCAUCCUAAAGUGGCUGAAACGUUAGGGAACACGUGACCGACGCCCCGACCCAGUGGCUCAAUCUCAGACUGACAUUCUCCUGGGCUGCACCUCGUAGAAAUGAGACACUGGCGUUUCUGCAGAGCUCACUUGGGAAAGGGUCUGACUUGAUGGGCAAAAUGUUUCUGCCGGCCCGCAAGGAACAACAAGGCAGUGCCUACCAGAAAAGCUGGUAACCAGCAGAGAAGACUCCAAAGUUAAAAUCACUAUGUGGAGCUGUGAAACCUUAAACAACAGUACUGAAAACAGUGAGGACCAGCAUCUCUGCCAUUACUUCCACCUUGUGCUUUCCAUCUUUUCCCUACUCUACCUCAUCAUAUGUUUCCCAAUUGGCCUUUGUUACAAUGGCUUGCUGGUCCUAGUCAAUCUGUACAACAAAGCUACUAUGACUAUGCCAGAUGUUUACUUUGUCAACAUCGCCAUUGCUGGUCUCAUCAUCAACGCUCUGGCACCAAUGUACCUUCUAGGUCUUGCCAACACAAAAUGGGCCAUCUGGAGUUCUAACAAUGAAGUUUAUAUCACCUUACUUAUUUUAUUCAACGUCUCGUCUUUAGUUACCAUGUACUCUACUACAUUGCUCAGUCUGGACUACUACAUUGAACGUGCUCUACCUAGAACUUACAUGUCCAGCGUGUACAACACCAAACACGUUUGUGGAUUCAUAUGGGGGGGUGCCAUGCUUACAAGUUUUUCAUCUCUCCUGUUCUACGUCUGCAAUCACGUCUCAACUAAAAUCAUUGAAUGUUCCAAGAUGCAGAACAAAGAAGCAGCAGAUGCCAUCAUGGUCUUCAUUGGGUAUGUUGUCCCAGCUGUCGCUGUACUCUAUGCACUGAUACUGAUCUUGCGAAUACGCAAAGAGACAACACCACUGGAUCAAGACACUGGGCGAUUAGAUCCAUCAGUGCACAGGCUUCUGAUCGCCACAGUCUGCACACAGUUCACAUUGUGGACCCCCUAUUAUGUUACUCUCUUGGUAAACACAUUUACUAACGCUCAAGGAAGAAUCGCAGAUGAAAAUUACAGCCGAAUACUACAUUUUACCAAGAUUGUAGCAAAGUUCCUGGCUUUCUCAAGCAGUUUUGUGAUGCCUCUGCUCUACAGAUACAUUAACAAAAACUUCCCCAACAAAUUACGACGUUUGCUUAAGAAGAUACACUGUGGGAAUCAGGGGUGUUCUCACGAGCGCACAGUAGUACAGCAAGUGAUGACGUAGGUGUGACAAAACCCUCUGGUGCUCUGUGUCCCUGCAGUACUUGGCCUGCCAGUACUGGGACUGUGAUACUGCUGCGUUGGCACUUGGAGUCUUUAAAGAGAGAGUCCAAACCAAGAGGUUAGAAGGAGCUCUCCCUUACAGUUAAAUGAAACUGUGUUCAUUUUCAAAUAGCUAAUUGUUUGCUGACAGCUUGUAAGACUCCGGCCUGUGUGCUGUAAUACCUGUGAGAGCUGAUACUUCCAGUGCACUGAAUUGGUUACAAGGCAUAAACUCUGUCUUCAUCAUUUGAAUAUUCCUGUUUGAAGAAAUCCCUAGGCAGUUUACUGAAGUCUUGACUGAAGACACAGCACCUUGUAUCUUGUACAGAAAGAGGUAUUACCUUUUUUUCUGUACAAAGAAGUAACAGUGCUAUCCUUGAUGAAGUAAAUAGCAUUUUUCAAUGAAGAUGAUAUAGAUGAUCUUUCCUAAAGAUCAUAUCCAAUUACACAUGUCCAAGUAGUAAAUGUUAAUUAUAAAUUAAAUUAUUUAAUGUCUUUCUCUGUCACUGAAUUCCCUCUAAAAGAAUCUUAAUUUACCAUCUUCAGAAAUUAUUUUCUCACACAAACUAAAGUUUUUUAACACUUAUGGUAAAUUGAUUUUUUUUUUCUAGAUAUAACAAUUAACAAAAAUGUGUUUUAUUUUUCCAGUGCUUUGUUUGCAUCCUAAAACAUUUCAAUAAUUCUGAAAUAUUUAUUGACUAAUUCUAAGGGAACUGAGAGAUGUUUGUUCCACAUAUUAAAAUGAAGGACACACUGGUUUACAAAGUUAAAUCAAAAUUUAACUAGUAAAGAAUGUCUGGCUAAGUGUUAUGGUCCACAUAUGUUCAUGUAACAAGAAUAAUUAUCUUAAAAAUAAAUAUGUUAAUGAUUAACAUUUUGUAUUUUUAAGGGAUAUAUUUGCAACAAAUAAAUUAAAAUCUUUUAAAUCUAGGGCAUCACUGGAGGUUUGAAAACCAUAUAAAAUCCCUCAGUAGAUGCAAGAUUUUCAAAUGGGAGUAAGAUAUAGGGAUCCCAGGCAGCAUCAGCUUUUUCCAGACCUCUCAGAAAUGGAGUGCCUCCCAAUGUGAUUCUUGAAUACACAGUAAAAGUAUAAUUUCUGUAUUUCACAGUGGGGAUGAGGAAAUCCAAUCCAGAUUGCCAGAUUUUACUGAGUAUAUGAAAUACCUAAGAAACACAAACAUGGUGCCGGAAGCAAAUUCAGCAUUAACCACAGCAACAAACUGAAAUGUUGACCCAAGAACUACAUGUUCCUCUACUGCUGUUGCAUUAAUGACAGAGAAGGGGGAGAUGUUAAACUUAUUCUCUCACUGAUUUUGGGACAUCUUUGUCGCUCACCCUACAACACAGCAGAAUCAUUUUGUUGCUUCAUCUGCCACAACUGAAAUUCCACAUGACUUCAUUCAAAAAAAUGUGGCUUUUCAAGCCUCUGGUAUAGAAAAAACAUGGAGCAAACCCAGAAUUUAACUUCUUCCAUUGUUUAUAGCACAAACUUAGCUGCUACUUGGUCCUGAUUUGUCAGCCUAGAGACACAAAUUCUAAGUGGGAAGCAGGUGAGAAGCAGCCUUUUCCUAUCUUCUCCAUUCUCUUCAUCAUUAUUCAAGUCAUUUCUUGUUAUAGCCAUCUUUGCUUAUCUUCCUCAAAUACAAGGAUCUCUAAGUUAUCAAAAACCUGGUAGAAAACUCCACUAAUCUUUACUUUUUAAAAAUAGAUUUUCAUGUUUUAUUAAUUUUUUUUAACCCUAAAACCUCACUCAGUAAAUAAUCUAUUUCGAUGGUAUUUUCCCCACUCAAAAAUUAUCCAGCAAAACUACAUCAAUUCACUCAUAGUUUUAGCCUCUUAAUCAAAACCGUGUCAAGGAAUGAAGCUUUUCUUUAUCAUUGUGUCUGAUUCAUGGGCUGAUUUAUAGUGCCUCUGUGCUGACAUGAUACUGGCUGCUUUGGUAAACCAUUUAAUUGAUUGGAAUUUUCCUCCCUUCACUUGAGAGGUUUUCUACAUAUCUUGAACAUUCAAGCUCGCUUCCACAGAAAAGUGCUUAAGAAAGAAAUCUUUCCCUCCAACUGUCAAGCAAAUAGUCUCCUCUUCUUCCCAUCCAAGGAAAAUGAGGUUUCCUCAUACACCACAUUAAAUUUCUUAUGUAAAACCUGUUAAAGAAAUUCUGUGCCAUUAGGCAGGAAAAAUCUCAGCAGGGAGGAACUGGCUUAUCUGGUGUGAAUGGAGGCUUCCAGAACUGGGACACAGCCAGGGCUGUGUGGCUGAGCAGCCAGCACUAAGUACAAUUUUAACUUCCAUGCUGCUUCCUUACUUCUGUUUCCCCCUUCUCCUAAAACAUUUUGUACUGUCACUAACAAGAAUGUUGCAUUUAUUUCUGUUCCUUUCUGUGUUAAAUUCUCAGUUUCAGAUCAUGUCUCUUAUAACUUCUCUUUAUCUUUUUCUCUUGCCUUUUUCACUUCUGUGUUACUUACAUAGCUUUCAAUUUGCUGCUCUGUUUCCAUCCAUGCUUGGUCUUGUACUCUUGGUGCUAACUCACACUUCCUUAGAUUGACCCCUUUGCAAUCACCCAAAUCUUACUCAAAUUAUUUGACAUUACAAGUUGAUUUAUGUAGUAAAUGGAAGCUGCUAUUUAAGAUAUUGAGACUUUUUUUUAUAUCAUUUACCCUUGAAAGGUCGAUUUUGAUUGGGGUUUUUUUUCCUAAUCUUUUUUUAUUGCAACAGAGUUAAGUAUGUUUGUGUAUAUCCUUGAUAAUAUACUAAAGGUGAUGGCAAUCAUAGAAACAGCUUUCAUAAUUUAAUGAACAAGACUGAUACGUGCUCAAUUAUUUUUUUUUAAGAGCUAAUUUGAUAUAUUAUUUGCCUCAAAGAAACUGCCAUGGAGAUGCCUGACUGCUUUUCUCUUAAGGAAGUUCUGAACUUAACUGCAGCACCCUCACAUGGUAUCUUUUAAAAAGCAGUAUCCCAAAAUGCAAGAACUUUGCAAUAUUUAUUAAAUAAACAGUAGAUGAGAAAGUGCAGUAAAAUACUUAAGAAAAUACAUGGUAUAAUAGAUAUGGAAGAAGUUUUAUGGACAAAUGUUUCAUAUACAAAGUUCUCAAGAAUGGGGCCUUUCCAUUUCACAUACCUGAAGGUUUCUAAUGACUGUAAAUAGGGGCUUAUCUAUUUCACCUUUAAAUAUUAGUAAAAUACUGUAUAUAUGCAAGAUAAAAAUCAGCCUACUGAUGUAAAAAAGAAUGUGCAAAGAAUUUAUUAAAUUAUUUCUUGAAGUGUUUCAUUUAAAUGCAAAUCUCCCAACAGGAAGAUGCAGUGUAUGUUUCUGUAUGUAUAUACUGUAUACUAGAAAGUAAGCACUAGUUAAGUGCCAUUAUUAACAGUGUUAUUAUCUCACAAAAUUAAAUAUUUGAGUUGGUCUAUGGUUUAGAGCCCUCUUGCUGAACUGUCAAUUAAGUCAAAUCAAUGAACUAACAAAAAAAUGUUGCUCUCUGCUUCAAUUAUUAACAUAGCUAGCUCCAGACAGGUCCUUGUUGACUAGCCUGGUAGAGGUUCCAGUUUCAGAAGGUUUCAUUUGAGUUCAAACUGAGUUGGUCUCUGAAGAUAUAACUUCAGUUAAUGAAAGAAAUUGAUCAUCCCCUAGAAAAUUUUUGGUUCUAUUAAAAUGAAGAGAUGUGGCCUUCAAUAUUAUUCUGCAAAGUCUCACAAAGGAACUAUUGACUCAAAAUAAAUUCUCAAUAAAAAGUGUUGAAAGUGUA